GGGAAGAGAUGACAUUGGAGAUUACUGCGCAUCCGAUUUUCCCAGCAAUUCGCUUGGGAAUUCGAGCAAUGACGAUGAAAUCGAGCUGCAGUGGGCCGCGAUCGAGAGAUUGCCCACCAUCAAACGGCUCAGAUCGUCGCUCUUCGAUUAUGGCGAUGGUGAGAACGGUGGUAAAGGGAAGAAGGUUGUCGACGUUGCCAGGCUUGGUGCUCCGGAGCGACACUCGUUCAUCGAAAAACUCAUCAAGUAUAUUGAAGAAGACAAUCGACGGCUGUUACAAAAGCAACGAGAACGAAUGGACAGGGUGGGCGUGAAACUGCCAAAGGUGGAGGUGAGGUACACCAAUUUGUGUGUGGACGCAGUGUGUGAAGUGGUUCAUGGCAAGCCCUUACCCACUCUAUGGAAUACUGCCAAAAGCCUUGUUCAUGGUUUAGCAAGAGUUUGUGGUUCCAAAUCUCAAGAAGCUAAGAUAAGCAUCAUCAACGGUGUCAGUGGCGUAAUCAAACCAUCAAGGAUGACUCUAUUGCUGGGCCCACCAGGAUGUGGGAAGACAACAUUACUAUUAGCACUUGCUGGGAAGCUGGACAAAUCUCUAAAGGUUACAGGAGAAAUCUCCUACAACGGUUACAAAUUAGAGGAGUUUGUACCUCAGAAGACAUCAGCUUACAUAAGCCAAUAUGAUCUACACAUUCCUGAGAUGACUGUAAGGGAGACACUUGAUUUUUCGGCACGUUGUCAGGGCGUUGGAAGCAGAGCAGAACUUAUGAUGGAAGUUAGCAGAAGGGAGAAGGAGUUGGGAAUUGUACCGGAAUCAGAUAUCGACACUUUCAUGAAGGCAAUUUCUGUCAAAGGAUUAGAGAGAACCCUCCAAACAGACUAUAUUUUAAAGAUCCUAGGAUUGGACAUCUGUGCUGAAACAAUGGUUGGUGAUGCGAUGCGAAGAGGCAUUUCGGGUGGUCAGAAGAAAAGACUCACUACAGGGGAGAUGAUUGUUGGUCCAACAAAAGCUCUUUUCAUGGAUGAGAUAUCGACUGGCUUGGACAGCUCGACCACCUUUCAGAUUGUCACUUGUCUUCAGCAGUUGACGCACAUCACAGACGCUACAAUGUUGGUUUCACUUCUUCAACCGGCGCCGGAGUCCUUUGAUCUCUUUGAUGAUCUCAUCUUGAUGGCGGAAGGGAAAAUUGUGUAUCAUGGCCCACGAUGUCAUGUUCUUGGUUUUUUUGAGGAUUGUGGUUUCAAAUGCCCGGAAAGAAAAGGCACUGCUGACUUCCUCCAAGAGGUACUCUCUAGUAAGGAUCAAGAACAAUACUGGUACCAUACAGACCAACCUUAUACUUAUGUCACAGUAGACCAAUUCUCUAAGAAAUUUAAGGAAUGUGAUAUUGGACGAAAGCUAAAUGAGGAACUUUCCAAGCCAUAUGAUAAGUCCCACAGCAACAAAACUGCUUUAGCGUUUAGUGCAUUCUCUCUAACCAAAUGGGAAUUAUUCAAAGCUUGCAUGGCUAGAGAAUGGCUUCUCAUGAAACGGAAUUCAUUCGUUCAUGUAUUCAAAACAGCACAGCUGGUAAUCAUGGCAUUUAUAACAAUGACCAUAUUUAUACGCACACAGAUGCGUGUGGAUGUGUUGCAUGCAAAUUACUACAUGGGUUCUUUAUUUUAUACAAUCAUCCGACUUGUGACAAAUGGAAUUGCAGAGCUGGCUUUAACUGUUUCUAGACUCCCAGUUUUCUACAGACAGAGAGAAUAUUACUUCUACCCUGCAUGGACAUUCUCUAUUCCGGCUUCCAUCCUGAAGAUCCCUUUUUCAUUGCUUGAAUCUUUUAUUUGGACAGCUAUUACUUACUAUGUUAUUGGGUAUAGUCCUGAGAUUGAAAGGUUUUUCUGCCAAUUUCUUCUAUUAUUCGGUCUCCACCAGUCAUCAACAUCCAUGUUUCGUUUCCUUGCCUCGGUUUUCCAAACGCCGGUUGCUGCUUCAACUAGUGGAACUUUGUCAGUACUAAUAAUCUUGUUAUUUGGUGGCUUUAUUCUUCCCCUACCCUCAUUACCACCCUGGUUGAAGUGGGGAUUUUGGCUAUCUCCAAUAACAUAUGCAGAGAUAGGCAUCUCGAUCAAUGAAUUCCGUGCUCCACGGUGGCAAAAGAUUUCAUCGACAAAUUCAACUAUAGGACAUGAAGUUCUAACAAGCCGUGGACUAGACUUUAAUGACUACUUUUAUUGGAUAUCACUUGGAGCAUUGUUUGGAUUCACGAUACUUUUCAAUAUCGGAUUUACCUUGGCCUUGACUUUUUUAAAGCCUCCAAGUACAUCCAAGGCUAUUAUUUCUCAUGAGAAACUCUCUCAACUACAAGGAAGAGAAGACUAUAAGAAUAGAAUGGAUAUUGCUAGGAAGGCUGCUAUUGCUCCCAUGACUAUUGCAGAAACGAAGAGAGACGGGAGAAUGGUCUUACCAUUUGAGCCUUUGAUAAUGGUGUUUCAAAAUAUACAAUAUUUUGUUGAUACCCCCCCGAAAUUGAGAGAGCAAGGCUUUGCAGAAAAGAAACUCCAACUUCUUCACGAUAUUACGGGUGUCUUCAGACCUGGUGUCCUUACAGCUUUGAUGGGUGUCAGUGGGGCAGGAAAAACAACUCUCAUGGAUGUUCUAUCUGGAAGGAAAACAUUUGGUAUUAUUGAAGGAGAUAUAAGAAUUGGAGGAUAUCCCAAGGUCCAACAUACAUUUGCGAGGAUAUCAGGCUACUGUGAGCAGAAUGACAUACAUUCUCCGCAAAUUACUGUUGAAGAAUCGGUGAUAUAUUCUGCUUGGUUGCGGUUGUCACCUCAAAUUGACCAGACUACUAGAUCUGAAUUUGUAAAACAAGUUCUUCAAACUAUUGAGCUUGAUGGAAUUAAAGAUGCUUUAGUUGGCAUUCCUGGCGUAAACGGUUUAUCGACUGAGCAACGUAAACGACUCACUAUUGCAGUAGAGCUUGUUGCCAAUCCAUCGAUUAUAUUCAUGGAUGAACCCACAUCAGGCCUAGAUGCUAGAGCAGCGGCAAUUGUCAUGCGUGCUGUGAAGAAUGUUGUUGAUAUGGGAAGGACAGUAGUUUGUACCAUCCAUCAGCCCAGUAUAGACAUAUUCGAAUCCUUUGAUGAGUUGAUUCUAAUGAAAAGAGGAGGACAAAUGAUCUAUUCUGGACCAUUGGGUCAACACUCAAGCAAGCUUAUUGAGUAUUUUGAGGGUAUACCGGGUGUACCGAAGAUUAAAGAUAAUUACAAUCCAGCAACUUGGAUGUUAGAAAUUACCUCUAUGUCUAUAGAAACGGAGCUUGGUUUAGAUUUUUCCCAUCUUUAUAAAGAAUCUUCUCUAUAUCGGGACAAUGAAGAGCGGGUUAAACAACUGAAUGAGCCGCCUCUCGGUUCAAGCGACUUGCAUUUCGCAACACGUUUUCCACAAAAUAGUUGGGGGCAAUUCAAAGCAUGCCUUUGGAAACAACACCUAUCCUAUUGGCGGAGUCCAACAUACAACCUAGUACGCUUCAUGUUUAUGAGCAUUUCGUCGGUGUUAUUUGGUGCACUCUUUUGGCAAAAGGCGAGGAAAAUAAACAAUGAACAGGACUUGUUCAACAUACUUGGCUCAAUGUUCAUUGCCAUGAUAUUCUUAGGCGUAAACAACUGUUCGACGAUCAUGCCGUUUGUGGCAAGAGAACGCACCGUUUUGUACCGGGAAAAAUUCGCCGGAAUGUACUCUUCACGAGCCUAUUCAUUUGCACAGGUGGCCAUUGAGAUUCCUUACAUACUCCUCCAAGCGAUUCUAUUUGUGAGCAUUACGUAUCCAAUGAUUGGAUACUUUUGGUCAGCUUAUAAGGUCUUCUGGUAUUUCUACACAACCUUGUGUACAUUGCUCUUCUUUAAUUACAUGGGAAUGCUGCUUAUGUCAUUGAGCCCAAAUGUUCAAGUAGCUUCUGUAUUGGCGGCUCCCUGCUACACUUUACUGAAUCUAUUCUCAGGGUUCUUGAUACCCGGGCCAAAAAUUCCAAAGUGGUGGGUUUGGUGCUACUGGAUUUGUCCGACAGCGUGGAGUCUGAACGGCCUCCUUACUUCACAAUAUGGAGAUAUAAGCAAAGAGAUCACGACAUUCGGAAAACUGACGCCCGUUAAUUCUUUCAUAAAAGAUUAUUUUGGGUUCCAGCAUAAUCAUUUAGGUUUUGUGGCUAUUGCUCUUGCUGCCUUCCCAGUCAUUUUUGCUUCUCUGUUUACAUUCUUCAUUGGUAAAUUGAAUUUCCAAAGGAGGUGAAUAGAUCUCUGACUCGAGGAUAUGCACAGGCAUUGAAGCUUUCUGUUUAUACAAGUGGGGCCCAUGUCCUAAUGAUCCAGACAAUUUGUAUGCUGGGCCCACCAUGGACAGUUUAAGGAUCCUAUAACUGCAAUUACUAGAAGAGACAUGUAACUAAUGACAUUUCUUGCAAAAAGGAUAUCAAUAUAUUAAAGAGUUUAAAUGUGCAUUUUCUUUUA
This is a messenger RNA of Magnolia sinica, 4491 nucleotides long. Its product is annotated as pleiotropic drug resistance protein 3-like. The transcript has 24 exons. The record is from RefSeq and is a predicted model, not a curated record. Gene Ontology annotation, cellular component: membrane. Bases 296 to 4273 code for a protein of 1325 amino acids. Gene Ontology annotation, molecular function: ABC-type transporter activity; ATP binding; ATP hydrolysis activity. Lineage: Eukaryota; Viridiplantae; Streptophyta; Magnoliopsida; Magnoliales; Magnoliaceae.